Ilex paraguariensis (yerba mate) is the source of this 702-nucleotide messenger RNA. NCBI's taxonomy places the organism in Eukaryota, Viridiplantae, Streptophyta, Magnoliopsida, Aquifoliales, Aquifoliaceae. The record is from the annotation of a GenBank genome assembly.
AUGAAGAGUGCAUACAGAAGUGUGAUGUUUUACAUUGGCCAAAAGGAACUGGAGAUGCAAUUCAAGAUGAACAGAAUUGUAGCUCAGUGCAGGCAGAAAUGUGAAGUAAUGCAAGAAAAGUUUACCGAAAAACUGGAGCAGGUGCAUACUGCAUACCAGAAAAUGGCGAAGAGGUGCCAGCUGAUGGAACAAGAGAUUGAGAGCUUGUCCAAAGACAAGCAAGAGCUCCAAGAAAAAUUUGCUGAGAAAUCUAGGCAAAAGAGAAAACUUGAUGAAAUGUAUGAUCAAUUGAGAAGCGAAUAUGAGUCGGUAAAACGAGCGGCCAUUCAGCCAGCAAACAACUUCUACUCAAGAACUGAGCCCGAUUUCUUCUCAAAUCCAGCUAACAUGAUGGAUAACAGAGAUCCUAUCAGAAAAGAUUGGUCGGUUCUCACUCCUAACACUCCAGGGCCUCGAGAAGAUAUUUGGCCACCAGCAAGACAGCAUAGUUCCAACUCUGGCCCAUUUGACAUCUCCAGCGGCUCACCUGCAAAACCAUCAGCAAUUCCUGUUGAUUCUGGAAACAGAAGGCCUGGUGGUCGCCCUGUUUUUGGAGCUGGAACUGGAGCAAGCAACCCCUCAAUGACUUUGAGGAAUCUCAUCCUUUCACCAAUAAAGCGGCCUCAGCUCUCUCGUAGCCGGCCUCAAAUGUUCACAUUGUAG